AUGACUUCACAACAAAUCUCGCCGCCAGACUUUGGCAGACUUGUAACACCCCUCCUCUCGGCUCUCCCGGGCGCCUCCGUCUCAACUCAGCCACCCAGCACCGUCCUCCCACUCCUCUCCCCCAUCCUCAGACAGCGGGUGAAGCUCAUGUCAGAAGCCAGCCAAGAACCAUGGAUCAGACUGUUGACAUAUGAUACCGCCAAGGUGUCCAAGUUGACCAGCAUUGCGCAGAGCGGCAGUUUGGAACCGCACCCAGUAUCCGGCGAGAUCGAGCUGGACUGGGACUACAAUGUGGAGAUCAGAUAUAAGAGGAUAGACGAGGAGACUCUGCAGGCACUUGUCGUUCUCAAAGACUUUGAUCUGUUUGUUCGGCUGGUGUACUGCAUAAACGAUGCCGAUGGUGAGGGGGGACCCAACGGAUGGCGAACUGGCGAAGUUGGCACAGCCAGCAGCCCCUCACCACUGACCGAGUUUGGCGGCUUCCAGAGCGUCUCGGAAGCUGAGGCGGCAUUCCAGGCGACCAAGGCGGGAGGAAACAGGCAGCCCAGCACCAACGGUAUCCGGGGAGUGGCGGUAGCUAUGAACACCACCGUUCAAGAAGAAGAGGACGAUGACGAUGACUACUGGGCUCGCUAUGACGCAACACCCGCCAGAACCCCAGCCAUGAAGCAAUCCCCCGCUCCGCAAUCCAUGCGUCCGGAGCAACCGGAAAUCCAGCGUACGCAAUCGGCCGAAGACGCAUAUUACGCCCAGUACGAUGAUGUCCAGCCCGCCAUGGACCCUCAUGAUCCCGACGAGGAGGUUGAGCAAGUUGAGGCGCCCCCACCACUGGGCAUAAGCAGACCGGCUGGCUCCCGUGACUGCGGUGGACUCAACGAGAUGACCGGAUCGUGGACAUUGGAGCCACCAAAAUCACCUUCCGUCCGCUCAACCCGGUCGCAGGAGGAUGAAGAGAGGACGGCAAACCUCCUUCAUCCUCGUCCUGCCUCCAGCGCCAGCUCCAACGGGUCAUUGACAGUUGCCAAACUGGAAGAGAGCGCAGAGCGUCGCGAGCAGAGUGAGUUUGGUGUUAAGCAGCACAUCUCCAGGAGUAUCAGGAGUUUGUUUCUACUCUCACGGUCGGCGGGGAUUGACAGCGAGGAAUUCGAACGGAUGGUCAAGACUGAGAUGGAUGUGUUGAGCAUGGUGGAGGAUGAUAUCUGA
This is a messenger RNA of Podospora pseudocomata, 1203 nucleotides long. RefSeq lists its product as uncharacterized. The coding region runs from base 1 to 1203 and encodes 400 amino acids. The record is from RefSeq and is a predicted model, not a curated record. The transcript has a single exon. Lineage: Eukaryota; Fungi; Ascomycota; Sordariomycetes; Sordariales; Podosporaceae.